Molecule: messenger RNA, 1492 nt
Organism: Otolemur garnettii (small-eared galago)
Lineage: Eukaryota; Metazoa; Chordata; Mammalia; Primates; Galagidae
Gene: TMEM80
Product: transmembrane protein 80
Biological process (GO): non-motile cilium assembly
Cellular component (GO): ciliary transition zone
Source: RefSeq, a predicted model, not a curated record
GGGCCGAACCUGCACGAAGACACCGAGCCGAAUCGAGGCCCAGAGUCCCGAAGCCCGGAAGGUCGAAGCUACCCGAAGUGAAGAACCGAGUCAGUCCGAAUGGGUCCGGAACCGGACGAGGGCUUCCGAGCUGACCGACCCCGGCCCGCUUCACUGCCUAGGAGAAUGAGCCAGAUGUCGUCCCUGCCCCACUGAGCUGGCCGGCUCUGGACAGACUCUCGCCGACCCCCAACUCAGUACAGCUCUUCAGAGAGGGCCUUGCGCCGCAGGUUUCAUCUGCCCCUACCACCAGCAAGAGCCGAGUCAGCCCGAGGCCGAGCCGAGCUGAGCCGAAUGUGCCCGAGCCUUGGUUCUCCGCCUCCUCCUGUCCGAAAGUGCCCGAGCGCCGCCGGACGGCGAAAUCGCUCCUCGGCCGCGGCCGAAACGCUGCGCGGUCGGGUCCCUUCGGCAGAAGAGGCGUAAAUGGCCGAAGGGGCGCGAGCGCGCGGGCAGAGAGGCUGCCGGGAUCGCGGCGGACCGGCGGGCGGGGCUGGGAAGAUGGCGGCCGCGAGGCGAGGGAGAGGCUCCGCCACAGUGCUCUCUUCGGUUCCUCUUCAAAUGCUGUUUUAUCUCAGUGGAAUGUACUACGCCCUUUACUUCCUGGCUACACUCCUGAUGAUUGUAUAUAAAAGCCAGGUAUUCAGCUACCCUUCUGCCUACCUGGCUCUCGACCUGACCCUGCUGUUUGUGAUGGGGAUUUUGGAAGGAAUUCGGUUAUACUUGGGUACCAAGGGAAACCUGACAGAGGCCGAGGGUCCGCUGGCCGCCAGCCUGGCUCUCACUAUGAGCACUGCCCUCCUCUCUGCCUACUUCCUGCUCUGGCAGACCCUGGUGCUAUGGGUAGACUUGGCUCUCAGCGCUGUGCUCCUGGUGCUCCACAGCUUGGAGGCCAUGCUGCAGGUGAUCGCCAUUGCUGCCUUUGUCAGAUAGACUCAGGCUCCAGGGACAACCCUGCAGGAGACCUCCAGCUGUCAUCGCCUCUCUGUGCCCCUCCCCCCUUGCUGAAUGAGCAGGGUAUUUUCCCUACUGAUAGGUCAUUUUGGUAAGUUCACGUAUGGAUUUUGUCAGGGGUAGGGGGCAGGAAUCAGAGCAGAACAAGCUGCUAGGGGCCCACAUGUCAGGAGUAGAAGCAGAGAGGGCUCAGGGGUUGUCUUGGACAGCUGCCAAGGCGAACCCAGGAUACCUGCCAGACAGGGGUCUGCUUUCAGCAGCUGGGACAUCACUGGCCCCAAGGCCAAGAGGGAGUAUAGAGACCUUCAGAAAGGGCUUCCAGGGCCUUCUCUUUGCUACUCUGAGAAGAUAGUUUGCUCUAAGGCCAGGCCCCAUGUGGGAUUUCCCCAGAGGGGCUGCAGCUCUGGCCUGGGUGGAACCUGGCCGCCUAGUUUCCAAAAGAAAAUAAGUGGGCCAGGUGCAGUGGCUCACCCCCGUAAUCCUAGUACUCUGAGAGGCCAAG